Molecule: messenger RNA, 1023 nt
Organism: Pseudoliparis swirei
Lineage: Eukaryota; Metazoa; Chordata; Actinopteri; Perciformes; Liparidae
Product: protein Wnt-8a-like
Exons: 6
Coding region: 1-1023 (340 amino acids)
Biological process (GO): canonical Wnt signaling pathway; neuron differentiation; cell fate commitment
Cellular component (GO): extracellular region
Molecular function (GO): cytokine activity; frizzled binding
Source: RefSeq, a predicted model, not a curated record
AUGACCGGACCCAAGGCCCACCUCGCGUACGCGCGCAGCGUGCAGGGCGGCGCGCAGAGCGGCAUCGACGAGUGCAAACACCAGUUCGCGUGGGACCGAUGGAACUGCCCCGACUCGGCCACGCAGCUCAGAGGACUGAAACGCGGAUAUACAAUAACACAGGACAGUUUUAUUUGCCUCUUUUCUCUCUCAUCAGCCACCAGAGAGACUUCUUUCGUCCACGCCAUCAGCGCCGCGGGGGUCAUGUACACUCUGACCCGGAACUGCAGCCUGGGAGACCUGGACAACUGCGGCUGCGACGUCUCCAAGAACGGGAAGAUCGGCGGUCGCGGCUGGCUGUGGGGAGGCUGCAGCGACAACGUGGACUUCGGGGAGCGGAUUUCCAAACAGUACGUGGACGCGCAGGAGACGGGGCAGGACUCCCGGGCCGCCGUCAACCUGCACAACAACGCGGCGGGGCGGCUGGCAGUGAAGGCAACGAUGAAGCGCAUCUGCAGAUGUCACGGCAUGUCGGAGAGCUGCAGUGUCCAAACCUGCUGGACGCAGCUGUCCGACUUCAGAGAGAUCGGCAACUACCUGAGGAGCAAGCACGACCAGGCGCAGAAGCUGGACGUGGACAGAAAGCGCAUGCGCGCCGGCAACAGCGCGGACAACCGGGGCGCCGUGGUGGACGCGUUCGGCGGCGUCGCGCAGACGGAGCUCCUCUACCUGGAGGACUCCCCGGACUACUGCCGGCGGAACACCAGCAUGGGCCUGUACGGCACCGAGGGCCGGGAGUGCGUGCAGCACGGAGACGGGCUCACCCCGUGGGAGAGGCGCAGCUGCCGCCGGCUGUGCCACGAAUGCGGCCUGCGCGUGGACGAGCGGCGCGUGGACGCGGUGAGCAGCUGCAACUGCAAAUUCCACUGGUGCUGCACGGUGGACUGCGACCACUGCUCCCAGGUCGUCGUGACGCACCUGUGCGCGAGGAGGGAGGGCGCGGACGGGACCGGCUUCAGACGGAGGUACCGAGGACCCAACUGA